This is a messenger RNA of Funneliformis geosporum, 329 nucleotides long. The record is from the annotation of a GenBank genome assembly. NCBI's taxonomy places the organism in Eukaryota, Fungi, Glomeromycota, Glomeromycetes, Glomerales, Glomeraceae.
ACAGUUCAUUUAAAUAUGAGAUUGUGAGUCAUGAUUUAUAUAGAGAAGCAGAUGCACUAGAAAGAUUUGUUAUAAAAAUUGAGGAGGUGCUUUUAACUAUACAAAAAGAAUUAUCUGCAUCAGCCGAAAUUAUUAUGGCACCUGGAGAUCUUAAAGCAUAUAAUGAAGCAACUAAAUGUUGGAUUUGCAAGAAAGCUUUUCUUAAGCCAUCUUCAGAAGCAUUGCAAAAAUUCAAAGAAUCUAAGCACAGAUUAUUAGAAGUCAUUGAAUGGGAAGCAAGCAUGGGAGAAGACCAUCCAGGAAAGAAAAAGAUACAAAAAGAAUACUGA